GGACGUCACCUCGAUGCAAGCUGCUUGUCUUUUCUUCCUCCCCGUCCUCGCAUCUCUCACUUCGCUGCAAGCGCCAUAGCUUAGCAGCAAGUUCUCUCCUCUUUCGUCCUUGCGAGUCGUGGAUCCGGGAAGAGUACUCUUAGCCGAGAAGAUGGCGGCGGCACGUAGUGCUUUUUUGGUGAUGGUGGUGUUGGUAGCGUCGGUGUUCGCUACUGCUAGCGCGGCCGAUCUCUUUGGCACUCUCCAGAGCGAUCAACGGUUCAAGGUCGUGGUGAAGGCCCUCGUCGACACACAGGAAGUCGACGCUCUCAGAGAUCGAUCCAACGGAUCAGUGCCGUUCGUCUUCAUCGCGCAGACUGAUGCUGCCCUCCAAGAGGGCCUCGGUCUUGAUGGUCUGGCGUGCAUCACCCGGCCCGAGCACGUUAAGGACCAUAUGGUGCAGAUUCUGCGAUUCAUGGAGGUCGGACCCUUGUCGCAUCCGGUGAAGACGGCAGCGGAUCUGUCCUCGGUUGCAGUCGACGGCAAACUGGCGACCAUCAACGGCAUGCCGAUCUUCGUGGAGCCGGCGACGGGAAGCGGAGUCAUCCUCAGCGGCGAUGCUGAGCAAGAGCAGUUCUCGGCAACGGUAGCGGAGGUGAAGCAGAUCAACGCGAACGUGACCCUUGUCGUCGUUGCGAACGGUUUCCUUGUCCCCGCACAGGUCGAAGAGCAAAUCACGAUGGCCUGCUUCCCGUCCGCAGCAUCGUCGUCCUCCCCCGCAGUUCCCCUCGCCCCAUCGUCCAAUCAUGCCCCGUCAUCCAAGUCGGCAGAGGCUGCUCCCUCAUCUUCGCAAUCCACUCGUAGAGAGAUGCUCCGGACCAUGCUUAUCUUCUUUGUGUCGUCCCAUACUGAAAUUUAACGUAUCUGAAUUUGCAAAACACCGAGUCGUGUUUCGGCCGGGAAUAUGUUCCGAGGACCGAAAUCAAUCUCUCUCCUCUCCGCUUGAAUAAAUGCUCAUAUGACCU
Molecule: messenger RNA, 1004 nt
Organism: Chara braunii
Lineage: Eukaryota; Viridiplantae; Streptophyta; Charophyceae; Charales; Characeae
Source: the annotation of a GenBank genome assembly